GCAGCAGCAGCAGCAGCGACGCGCUUCAAACUUGGCAGCAGUCGCUUCCAGCUACUCCCCUUCCAACCGUCGGUUCCCAGCUUUCUGUUGUUUUUUCUCUCUCUGGACUUUUUAACUCAGUUUUUUUUCUUGUUUUCUUGUUUUUUUAGUAACGUGUCAGUGCGCUGUGUGCCGUCCACCGGGAGGAAUUACCGUGUUUUUUUUUUUUCUUCGCCUUUAGCCGAGGAGCGACGGGGGGAGAAAUGUCCAGCUGAGGACUGGAGAUCCUGAAAACCGCAGGGCCCUGUUUUUGUAAUGAUUGAUCAAAGCCUCGACUAUGGCGCUGAAGGCACAGGUUUUAUAUGACUUCUCUGCUGAGCCUGGAAACAAUGAGCUGACGGUGAAAGAGGGCGAGACAAUCACCAUCACCAACCAGAACAUUGGAGGCGGCUGGAUUGAAGCACAGAACUCCAGAGGAGAGGUUGGACUGGUGCCCGAGGACUACAUUGAGUUCAGUCAGCAACCUUCUGCGUUCCAAGGAGCAGGAACCACAGCACCUCCUCCGAGCGUAGGAAAUGUUGCAUCUGCGGAUCUGUCCUUCUUCGACGCAUACGCUCCUGCAUCGACACCUGCACCAAACCAGGUGGAUGCCGGGGGCUUGAGUCCCCAGCCGGACACCCCCGACACCCCAGUUUCCCCCUACCUUUCGUCCCCUGAUGAGGCUAGCAACGGCAAUGAUCCCUGGUCGGUGUGGAACGCAGACCCCUCCGGGGGCUCCAGCAACAACUGGGCGUCUAACCCGGAGGGCACCCAGACGGGGAAGAGCGCUGCUGACCCGUGGGGCUCCGUGUCACAGGGCCACCCGCAGGCCUACCAGGGCCCAGGGGCAGAGGAUGACGAGUGGGAUGACGAAUGGGACGACAUGAAGUCCACCAGCGGUUACGCCGAGUCAGAAGCUGGAGACGGUGGACAGUUUCAAAGAGGCGGAACUCAUGCAUCUGCAAUGAAAAUCUCCCUCAACAAGUUUCCUGGCUUCUCCAAGUCUGGUCCAGAGCUCUACCUCCUUAGCAAACAGCCUGCCAAGGGCAAGGACAAGCUGCCAAUUUAUAUGGGAGAAGUUGGUCCAGUGUGGUCUUACCCAGAGACCCAGCUAGACUGUGUGGUAGCUGAUCCUAAGAAAGGCUCAAAGAUGUACGGCCUCAAGAGCUACAUUGAGUACCAAAUCACACCCGGUACCACAAAUCGACCAGUCAAUCACAGAUACAAGCACUUCGAUUGGCUGUAUGAGAGGCUCCUGGAAAAAUUCGGUUCAGCCAUCCCCAUCCCUUCUUUACCGGACAAGCAGGUGACGGGCCGUUUUGAGGAAGAGUUCAUUAAGAUGCGGAUGGAGCGGCUGCAAGGUUGGAUGACCAGGAUGUGCAGGCACCCCGUUGUUUCCUGCAGCGACGUUUUUCAGCUUUUCCUCACCUACAAGGACGAGAAGGACUGGAAGAUGGGGAAGAGAAAAGCAGAGAAGGACGAGACAGUGGGGGUGAUGAUCUUCUCCACGAUAGAGCCGGACGCUCAGGACCUGGAUCUGGGAGAAGUGGAUCAGAAGUGCGAACAGUUCAGCAGGUUUACCAAAGCCAUGGAUGACGGGGUGAAGGAAAUCCUCACGGUGGGACACGAGCACUGGAAGAGAUGCACAGGCCCUUUGCCAAAAGAGUACCAGAGAAUCGGCAAAGCCUUCCAGAACCUGUCCUCUGUCUUCACCAGCAGCGGAUACCAAGGUGAGUCAACGCUGACCGACGCCAUGACAGCAGCGGGGAAGACGUACGAAGAGAUCGCUCAGAUGGUUGCAGAGCAGCCCAGGAAAGACCUUCACUGCCUCAUGGAGACCAACAAUGAAUACAAGGGUCUUCUUGGGUGCUUCCCAGACACCAUCGGCGUCCAUAAGGCAGCCAUAGACAAGGUGAAGGAGGCUGACAAGCUGGUGGCCACCAGUAAAAUUACCCCUCAGGACAAAGUCACCAUGGCCAAACGCGUCAGCACCAUGUCUUACGCAUUACAAGCUGAGAUGAACCACUUCCAUAGCAACCGUAUCUAUGACUACAACAGGGUCAUGCAGUUGUACCUGGAGGAGCAAGUCAAGUUUUACGAGACGAUCGCCGCAAAGCUGAAACAAGCACACAGUCAGUUCACUACCAUGUGAAGCACCGGCGGUCUCGCACUACAAGACAAGAAGAGUUAAAACCAGUUGAACAUUGAAAAUGUUUUUCGCUUAUAUUGCAUUCUCUUCCCUCCCUUUAAUUUAAGCCUCGCUUCUGUUUCACUGUUACCUCAUUUCAUUCCAACUGUCCCGGCUCGUGGUGUUGCCGUUGUCCGCUGCUCUCGGAGGUUUACGGAGUUCAUGAGCGCGUGAGAGAGCUUUGACACGAGUGGGUUUUAGGGGCAGCGGUGAUAACAGAAUGCACCACAGCAUUUACAUACACCCUUUCCUCUGUCCAAAGUUCACAGCUUGUAGCACAGGACCUGCGAGUUACGGCGGUUGCAGAUGUCUCCGUUGCAUGAGUCAAACCCCAGCGUUUCUCUGACGUGAUACAACUUUUAGUACAGCUUUGGGUGCAAACAUUAUAUCCGACUUUUAAAAAAAGCAAUAGCCUGCAGUUUUUCAGCCGUUCUUCCAGCGAAGGAUUUACGAAUGUGGCAAAACUAUUAUCUGCACAGUGAUGUAGUGACACCGAAAACCAAAGCCAUUCUCCGCUCUGUCAAUAGGAACAGCCAGGGAGUUCAUUUCUGAAUGCUGCUUCGAAAGCAUAUCCUCUGUGUGUGUCCACUGCUGGCAGUGCCUGACCCCCCUUUUCAUCCUGCACUUCCUCAAGAACCAUCAGGAAGCUCCACCUUUUUCCUGUCUUGCCACUCUAGGAAAAUAAUCGACUUAGCACCCCGAGUCUGUAGACUACGGCCCUGCAGUUUACACUUCUGAAGAAAAAUGUGGAUUAACUGAGGUUGAGCUGCACAUUUGAGCUGAAAGCCGGUGAAUCUGGAUCCAGCUGCAGACGGUGCCAAAAUAGUUUCCUCUCCCAGGACUCCUGAAAAAUAUUUGUCCUCGUCUGACCCGGUUGUGGUGUUUUGAUAUGAAGGUGUAACGACAACAUUCGCUCUGAGAAUUUGUACUAUAAGAAAAGAAAACUCUAUGGAUUGUGUCUUGUAUGAAGUUUUGCUUUUUUUUUGCUUUUCACCGCCCAGUUUUUCAAUCAGUCUCUAAUCUUGUUCACUCUCUUUUUUUCUUAUCACUUGAUACAUUAAAAAAAAAUAUACAUAAAAAUAUAUAUAUAAAUAUAUUCUAUUGAACCUUUCAGGUGCUUCUUGUCAUUGAGAUACUAUUUUAUGUAUAGAAGUAUUUGCAAUAUGGUGAGCGAAAAUUCUGUUUGAUUUAUUAAACAAUGAUUUGUACUCAU
Stegastes partitus (bicolor damselfish) is the source of this 3419-nucleotide messenger RNA. It is a transcript of the gene snx9b, whose product is annotated as sorting nexin 9b. The transcript has 19 exons. The record is from RefSeq and is a predicted model, not a curated record. Gene Ontology annotation, biological process: endosomal transport; intracellular protein transport; mitotic cytokinesis. Lineage: Eukaryota; Metazoa; Chordata; Actinopteri; Pomacentridae. Gene Ontology annotation, molecular function: phosphatidylinositol binding; protein binding. Bases 317 to 2170 code for a protein of 617 amino acids. Gene Ontology annotation, cellular component: cytoplasmic vesicle; plasma membrane.